Messenger RNA from Scatophagus argus, 4004 nucleotides. Its product is annotated as cdc42-interacting protein 4 homolog. Bases 9 to 1820 code for a protein of 603 amino acids. The record is from RefSeq and is a predicted model, not a curated record. The transcript is spliced from 15 exons. Lineage: Eukaryota; Metazoa; Chordata; Actinopteri; Scatophagidae. Gene Ontology annotation, biological process: signal transduction. Gene Ontology annotation, molecular function: protein binding.
CCCUCUCUAUGGGACUAAACUUGUUUCAGGAAAAAGCGCCUGAACAUAUUUUUUUCUCUCGCUGGCUGGGAGAAACAGGACAGCCGUGUCCGUGCCAAGGAGAAGGCGUAGACUUCCUCCACACAUUUCCUCCGCCAUCGAGGCUCAAAAGUUUUGUGGAAUCUUUGUGCAAACGAGAGAAGACUUUCCAGCACCACCUCCACCUCCACCACCUCCACCUGGUUGAGUCUUUUCUUUGCCCUAAAACAACAAGAGGGGAUCCCUCCAUCCGAGGUUUGGCAGACAUGGACUGGGGGACGGAUCUCUGGGACCAGUACGAUCACAUCGACAAGCACACGCAGUCGGGCCUCGACCUGCUGGAGCGUUACAUAAAGUUUGUGAAGGAACGGACGGAGAUCGAACAGAACUACGCCAAACAGCUCAGGAGUCUAACAAAGAAAUACACCAAGCGAGGGAGCAAAGACGAGCAAGACUGCAAAUUCAGCAAUCACGCAUCGUUACAGGAGAUCCUGAACGAGCUGAACGACUACGCCGGCCAACGGGAGCUCAUCGCUGAAAACAUGAUGACCAGCAUCUGUGUGGAGCUCACCAAAUACCUUCAGGAUCUGAAACAGGAACGCAAAACGCACCUGGCCGAAGCCAAGAAGGCCCAGCAGAAUUUAGAGAGCAGCUUUAAACACCUAGAAAGCACUAAGAAGCGCUUUGCCAAGGAGUGGGGGGAAGCUGAAAAAGCCACACAACAAGCAGAGAAAAUAGAGAACGACCUCAAUGCCACGAAACUCGACGUUGAGAAGGCCAAGCAGCAUGCCCAUGCCCGCACACACACGGCGGAGGAGUGCAGGAACGACUAUGCAGCACUGCUCCAGAAAUACAACAAGGAACAAAACUUCUUCUAUUACACUGAGAUACCGCAGAUCUUCAACAAAAUGCAGGACAUGGAUGAGCGUAGGAUUCGACGGCUGGCGGAGGGAUACUGCCAGUUUUCAGACAUCGAGAAGAAGGUGCUGCCCAUCAUCUCCAAGUGUCUAGAUGGGAUCACGACAGCAGGGAAGAAAAUUGAUGAGAAACAGGACUCCAUACUGUUCAUAGAGCAGCACAAGUCUGGUUUUGAGCGACCUGGCGAUGUGGAGUUUGAAGAUUACACCCAAGGAAUCAGAGCAGCAACCUCUGACUCCAGCCUCAACCCACCCAAAGUGCGAACCAAGCUGUGGCCUUUCAGCAAGAAGCACAAGAUAUCGCAUGCUGAAAAGCACAUGCCGCCAGCGGCAGAGGAUUUCUCUCAUCUUCCUCCAGAGCAGAGGAAGAAGAGGCUGCAGGCGAAGAUUGAUGAAAUCACCAAAGAUCUGCAGAAGGCACAGGACCAAAGUGACGCACUGGAGAAAAUGAAGGGUGUGUACGAGCAGAAUCCUCAGAUGGGAGACCCUUCCAGUCUGGAGCCUCAGAUCACAGAAACAACCCAGAACAUUGGCCGUUUGAGGGGGGAGCUCACCAAAUAUGAAACGUGGCUGUCAGAAGCAGUGGGAGGAGAGGAAUCUACCAACGUCAUCAACAAUAAUACUCAACAUAGUGUUGUAGCCGCUGAUCAGUCUCAGAACAUCUACACGGAGUUCGACGACGAGUUCGAUGACGUAGAAACUCCUAUUGGCCAGUGCACGGCUCUGUAUACCUUUGAAGGCAACAGUGAGGGCACCAUUUCCAUUACGGAGGGAGAGCAGCUGAGUAUAAUGGAGGAGGAUAAAGGAGAUGGAUGGAUGAGAGUCCUUAGAGCCAGUGGAGAGGAGGGAUAUAUACCUUCCUCCUAUGUCAGACAUAGCCCGUAACACACACGUGCACACAAACACACACAAACACACUUGUGAGACAAAGUUAAGAGCCAAAGGUGAAUACAAAGUCAUCCAUGAUAAUUGGAACUGUUCUCUACAUCUUUUAUCUCAGCCGGGACGCGCAUAGUGAGAUGAAAGUGAGUGAUUAUAAAGCUCGUUAUCGAGGCUGAUUGCGAUAUCACUCCCUGUAUCCGCUCGCUGCAGCAGGAGAGGCCGUCUCCGAACACGGACUGUCACUUCUGUCUGAUCUUUAUAAAUUUAAGCUCUUUUAAAUCCAGACUUUUGAACGUAUGCCGAAACUCUCUUUUUGUCACCAUGCUGAGUGACGACUCGUUAACACAUUCAGCAUCACAGUAGCCUGGCGCCACAUUUCCUUCUGUCCAUAUAUCCACGCACUCCACUUUCCCGCUGCCUUUUCUAACAACCUGUUCACCUUUAACUUUUUGUAAGACUAGUCCUUUGCUUAAACUUCUUUUUGAGAGGAUAAUGUGAGUUUUUUUUUUUAAUCAUAGUGAUAUUUUAUGACUUAUAGCUGGAUUAAAACCACUACUCUGUAGGGAGUGUGCAAAACAGAACUUCUCUCAAUAGACUUUCACCGUAAAGGACAUAUUCACGAAUGUCAUAUGGACAUUGAAACAGGUUUUUGCUUGCUGUAAUCCAUUUUCCAGCUGUUCAGCUUGGCCCUAAAGAGGAUCUCUUCAUCUGAUGUAAGUGUCCUCGCCGAGUGAAAAGGCUUCAGUGAAGCUAAUCUGAGGCCCCAGCAGUCUGAGUUGGCAUAACUUGAGUGGGUAUCUCCCAAAGUUUCUGUGUUUUAAAUAUAAAUCCAUCUACUUUCUGUAUUAAUAUCCCUCCACUGCAGCUCAGCGGGACAACACUGUCCAGGAAAAACAGAGGAAUUUCAGUUCUAACUUUGAUAACUUGAUAUGAGUAACUCAGAUCUGCUGGGGGUCACAUUAGCUUCUGAUAAACUUCAAAUAUAAUAUGAAAUUUGUUCCCCAACAUGCACGUUGGAAGCACUUUAGGAGGGGAUGUUUUAUAGCCAAUAAAAACAGGUUGUGUAAACCUGUAAACCUGUAUGAUAAAAUGUAGUUUCUCUACCACAUCUGCAAAGAAACUCGCUUUGCGGUCUGUUGUGAAUUGAACGGUUAAAGCUCAAUGCUAAGUAAAAAUACAGCAUCUAGCAUGUUAUAAUUCCUGGCACAAAUACUUUGGUGAACUGCGAGUGUGUGAGGUUGCGGCUUCAGAGAUCAUCACAGAGCACUGACUCGAGAUGAGCAACCCAGCAGUGCAUAGCAAGCAAACAUUAGGUUUUCACAUUUUGAAGUCCCACUUUGCACAAAAGUGGCAGACCAGUAACAAUCCUGGUCAUCAACUGGUUUGUUUUUUAGCUUUCUCAUGCAUGUGUACUCAUUUUAUGGUUUUUAACUGCCUGUUUUCUUAUACUGAGCCUCUGGACCUCUGAAUCUCACUCUUGUUGGCCAUCUCAAAACAUCCGAAACCAUUUAUUCUGACCCUCAUGACCUGCUCAGCCGAAUUUGUAAAGAAUUGUUGACAUCGGGACUGAAUUCGGAGGGAUGUGAGAUUCAGCUCCUCACUGGAUCACUGCCAGGAGUGAUGAAAAAAUUUAAGCACUUUUAAAAUCUGAUAGGAGUGUUUAAAGAUCCGCUCCAGAGUGUUUAUCUUGGUGUGAAUAAUAAAUGCGUGUCUUUUGUGGUCUUUAAGUCGCAUCUCUUUCUCUCUCAUCCAGAAUCUAUGAAUACGCUGAAAAGUUCAUGUUUCAGUGAAUGUGCAAUUGAGGUUUAAAGUUAACAAAUCACGCUCAUGUAACGAUGGUUUGUACAGAGAGGCUUUCCUCAUUCAGCAGAUAUGGUGGAAAUCAGUCUUGUAGUGUUCAACUGUUCACAUACGUCAGUCUGCACAGUGACCGUAAAACAUCCAAAGAAUGAGGAAUAAGCAGAAUAUAUUAAUGAGUGGAGGGGGAUUUUGUAAAUCUCACUCCUGUUGAGCCACAUAAGGUUUACUCAUCUUUGUCUACCACUUUGUCCUGCACUAGUAGAUGUUUGCUCAGCAUUUAAGGGGUAUUAAUGUAUGAUGCAUUUUUAAAGAGAAAGUGUAUGUAUUUACAUGUAUCAUUGGAGUCAUAAAGUCAGAGGGGGAAAUAAAAAAAAAAAGUCUUGUUUC